AUGGGUUCAUCUGAGGAUGACUUCACCCCACUGUCUGAGUUGGACGUUGGAAUGAACAAAUGUAGAGUCCGGGGUGAAACUAUGCAGGCACGUGUACUUCGUGACGAUAUAGACCAGUUUGAAGAGCAGUUAAUUGAAGGGAAGGUCUAUGCCCUGUCGGAUUUUACAGUUGAUGAUACUAGGGAAAGCUACAUGACCUGUAGCAAUGAGUUCACUAUAUACUUUGGAAGUGGAAGAAAACUGGGUGUCACAUUGUAUGGAGAUAUUGCUUGCGGUUUUGCUGAAGAUAUGCUUGAGAAAGGCCAAAAAGCCUCAGUUGUUGCUGUCUUUGCAGGGAUGCACGUUGAAAGCUCACAUUCAGUUUGCUCUACAACAUGUUCGAAGUACUAUCUAGAUCUGGAAAUACCAGAGUCUAAGCAUUCAGCAAGAAAACCCUGUUCCAGAAAAAGUCAAGCUCAGAAGUUAGCCGAGAGUUGGCGAACAAUUGAACAGCUAAAACGCCUCAAUCCAAAGGAUUAUGACAAGGCCGGAGGAGUGCGAGGGCUUCCACUACUGGGUGUACUGGUAGUUCCAGUACGCAAAGAUGAGAAUGGGCGACGGAAAAGAGAACUUGCCUUUCCAAACCGUUUGCGGCGUUUUCCCCGGAGGUGGUACUGCCUGGCUGCAGGUGGAGAGCACGACGAAGUCGACGACGCUGCCAGUGUGGAUAGCCGUGUGCCCCAGCGGAUGAAUCGUCGAUGUAGUCUCUGCAGCGGCAAUGUAGAGGUCAUUGUGAAGUCAAACGAUAAAAAAUGCAAGAACAGUAGGAGGUACAAUCUAGUACAAAAAUUUGGAACACGGUUUGGUAUGUACAAAUAG
Messenger RNA from Miscanthus lutarioriparius, 858 nucleotides. The record is from the annotation of a GenBank genome assembly. NCBI's taxonomy places the organism in Eukaryota, Viridiplantae, Streptophyta, Magnoliopsida, Poales, Poaceae.